AUUUGAAAGGAUAAGUCCAAAACUUGAAUACUCAUCUUGCACAUAUACUCGAAAAUGGUACUGCACAUGAUAUCGAUGGUGACUCCAUUGAUGCUUCACUUACAUCUAACAGCACCUGCAGUAGCUGGUGCUUCAGUAAGUAUCAUAUUGGUGCUCAAGUUGUUGUUAGGUUUCAGAUUCUUCAAAGAUGAAGCACUUUAUCAAUCGAGGUUGUUUCUUUUUCGAUUAGGUCAAAUAGCCUUCAACAGUGAACCUCAAGUUUCAUAUUUAGCAAGAAUGGAACGUGCUUUAAGGUUAAUCUUUCCAACAUAUGCUACUGUCAUCACCACUUCUAGUUCAACUUCUUCUUCAAAGUCAGAUCAUGCGUUGCAAAAUGAACAGGAGGAAAUGUUUCACUCGCUUUCAAUGAUGGCACUUUGAUCAUGUCAUUGAACUUGUGUUUAUGUUUAUUGUGUAUAGUUGUUUGAUUAUUCGAUUUGUGUGAUGAGAAACUUGUAAUAGUAAAAAGGAUAUCGCUGUGUUGAUAAUGAAUUGGUCUUGGAUCUCAGUUCAUGUUGGAUAAGAUGGUGAUGUGUUUAGUUUCUUAAUCACCACUAUCGACCAAUGAUCAUGUUCGUCGGUCACUUAGAUAUAUCUUUUUCAACAAAAAAUGUCAUCUUUCAAUUAUUUAUGAAUUAAUUUAGCAUCAUACACUUGUAUCUAAUUUUCAUUAAUCUCUCUCUAUUUUAUUUAAAUUUAUAAAAGAGUUUCUUAGAUAGAGAUGUUAUACAAUAUAAAUCCUUGCAUGACUAAGACUCGUAUUUAAAUCGAAAUCUUCAACUCUAUUUUCUAAAGUUAAAAUACACACCAUAUUUUUUUAAGAGAUUGAUAUAAAUAGAUGGUAAAGUCCACUCAAGGUGAGGCUUAGUGUAAGAAUGUGUACGCUAA
Molecule: messenger RNA, 927 nt
Organism: Vicia villosa (hairy vetch)
Lineage: Eukaryota; Viridiplantae; Streptophyta; Magnoliopsida; Fabales; Fabaceae
Exons: 1
Coding region: 55-420 (121 amino acids)
Source: RefSeq, a predicted model, not a curated record